CAUUUCUUCAACAAGUUAUAACUCCUUUUUUAUUUAUUGUGUUAACGACAUAAUUUGCUAAGUUUGUGAGUGUUUUUCUCGAAAACAAUUGCUAUGGCUCUUGUUGGUAAGUUAGAGGCUGAAGUAGAGAUCGAUAAGUCUAACGUUGAGGAGAUGUUCCAUAUCUUUGGAGCUAAAUCACACUCUAUUUCAAACGCCUGUGCUGAAAGAAUACCAAAAGUGGAGAUGCAUGAAGGUGAUUGGGGGAUUGAAGGCUCCAUCAGACGCUGGACUUACGUUGUAGAUGGGAAGGAGGAAUACAUGAAGGAGAUACUGACAAUAGAUGAAGCAAACAAAACACUGUCUGUGAAGGCAUUGGAAGGACAUGUGAUGGAUCUGUACAAGAGCUUUGUGGGCAGCUUGCAUGUUGCUGAGAAGGGCGAGACAGCGAUUGCGAAAUUUACUAUAGAUUAUGAGAAACUAAACGAAGAUGUUCCAGUUCCACAGAAAUAUAUAGACUUCCUAGUUGAUGUGGCUAAAGAUGUUAAUGCUCACUUCCUCAAAUCCUAAAACAGAGGUGUCUAAUUAAUUACUACGUACCUGGGUAAUGGUUGUGAAGUGGUUCGUUUAUUAUAUGUAAGAGCCGUUGUGAUGCUAGGUGUGUGUAAUGGUUAUGAAGUAUUUCGUGUUUGCAAUAAGAGUGGUUGUGAUAUUGUGCGUGUAAUAUUUAUGAUGUAUGUAUUUCUUUUAUAAUUAAUAAGAGCUUAACAAAGCUUCUAGUGUGGCUACAUUAUUCAAA
Messenger RNA from Cornus florida, 778 nucleotides. Its product is annotated as MLP-like protein 28. The record is from RefSeq and is a predicted model, not a curated record. The coding region runs from base 94 to 549 and encodes 151 amino acids. Gene Ontology annotation, biological process: defense response. The transcript is spliced from 2 exons. NCBI's taxonomy places the organism in Eukaryota, Viridiplantae, Streptophyta, Magnoliopsida, Cornales, Cornaceae.